UCCUACCUUCGUCCCCUUCCUCCUUCCCCAUCUUCGCCUAAGCUUCAUCCGAUUCCUCCUCCGCUGUAGAAGAGGAUGACGACUGUUUAUCGCCUGUCUCUCCGUCUCCUUCUCGUUCUCCUUCCGUUACUCCGUCCCCGUCGCCAUCGCCAUGAGUUUUCUUACGGAGCGAGCUCUCGGCGAUCCCCUGUUGGUGCCACGGUGUCACAUCUCGGCAAUCCGACAAGUUCACCAUUCGCGGCUCAGUGCGGACCUUCGGCAACUUGCACAAUUCUUUUGUACUCAGGGAGUGUACGCAGCCGCUGAAUUUCGUUUUGCAGGCAGUCCCCGGGCGGUUGUGUUGGCGGAGGCGGUAACAGUUCAUUGGCGAUCGGCUCUUGGAAUCAGCCACAUGUCUACGGUGGUCGCCUUUAGUGGCGACAUCAACACCAUCGGCCCGCUGCGGCAUACAUCCAUCAAGACGUCGCUCCGGCUCUGGGCGCAGCAGUUGGCGGCGGUGUGGAAUCGUUGGCUCACGCCCCAUGCAAAUAACCUUUUUCCCAUGGACAACGUCGAUCUCGACGGGAUCCGAACCUUCCAGCACGAGCCGGCGGUGGUGCUCCCGGAAGGGCCGGAACUCAGGCGUUGGCGAGAACAGUUCAUCGAGCUGUCGGUGUGCCUGGUCGGAGUAAAGGUCACGUGGACGCGGCACGAGGAUCACCGCCAGUGGGUCGAGUACCUCGAGCUGCUUAUCAUCCAGGCGUGGCGAACGGAAGUGGAAGCCGAUCUGCUCGGAUUCCUCUUCGGAUCAGUGCGGCCCGAUCAUCGCCAACUGAUCGUACAAGAGUUAACGGUCCCCCUUGCGCUGCUGGCCGACGAUCUCCCUCUUGAGAUCGUCUCGCAGAGCGACGACAGCCCGGUCCCGCACGUUCUCACGCGGACCUUAGCGCCAUAUAUUCAGUGGUCGGCGUGCUUGGAGGAACCAGGGAGCGGCCGCAACCCACCAUCACAGCGCGGUUAUUUGGACCCGCACGAGAUAGUCGACCUCGCCUUCUUCCAAGAUCGGACGACUUCCGAGAAUGAGGAGGUAGAGAUUGAAGCGGAAAAAGAAAGCUCGGAAGAAGAAGAAGAUGUCGAAGAAGAGGCCGACGAGGAAGAAACUCCCGAAGAGGGGAGUUACAGUGAGCACAGUGAAGGGGAGCAAAGUGAAGAAGAGGAGGAAGAAGAGCAAGACAACGGAGAAGAAGAAGAAGAUCAGGAGGAGUUGAAAGAGUCAGAGUGGGAAGGAUUCGAGGAGGAAGUGCGAGCGAGGCUCAACGCAGGCCCAAGCUCAGAAGAGGGAAGAAAUCGCGGUCGGGAAGAGACAGUUGGAGUUCGCCAGCGCAGCCGGCCAGCCGCUCACCGACGAUCCGGCCCGAGAUCCAGAGCCACCUAAGCCCGAGGAUGGAGAGACAGCUCCCGAGACUUCGGCCACACCAGCGAGA
Chara braunii is the source of this 1463-nucleotide messenger RNA. Lineage: Eukaryota; Viridiplantae; Streptophyta; Charophyceae; Charales; Characeae. The record is from the annotation of a GenBank genome assembly.